Messenger RNA from Cooperia oncophora, 474 nucleotides. NCBI's taxonomy places the organism in Eukaryota, Metazoa, Nematoda, Chromadorea, Rhabditida, Trichostrongylidae. The record is from the annotation of a GenBank genome assembly.
AUGGAAUUGUCGGGUUGUCAAACGGGACAGUUCAAAAGCGCUUGUACUGAUCUGUGUUUCCACAAUAAAUACAGGUCUUAUGACGGCCAGUGCAACAACUUCGACCACCCGAUGUGGGGAGUGUCACAGAUGCCGUUGCUACGAUUACUUCCACCAAUCUACGAGAACGGUUUCAGUACACCGGUUGGAUGGGAACGAGGACGGCUGUAUAAUGGAUAUCCCAAGCCGAAUCCACGUGAUGUCUCACGGUUACUCGUAGCCACCGAAACCGUCACACCACAUUCGUAUCUUUCAGCAAUGGUGAUGCAGUGGGGUCAAUUUGUAGCAUCCAUAAUUCUCACUCACACCGCUACUGCGCUGUCACGACAGAGCUAUGCCUCUGGUGCCAUUUGUAACAGGACUUGCGAGAAUCUUGACCCUUGUUUCAACAUACCGCUAUCGCCUAAUGAUCCAAAACUGCACACUGGAGUGUAA